CAUCUCUUCAUCUGACUGAUACAUACUCGACCAGUCACGAUGGGCAACGUCCUUUCUCCCCACUACACUUAUGAGCCUACUGUCGCUGACCUUGGAUCUCUCGGUCAGCUUGAAGGCACCCUCAUUGAUGGCAGAGUUAAGCGCUUCCUCAAUGUCCCCUAUGCGUUGCCUCCCACCGGAGAUCACCGCUUCAAACGACCAAGGCCUCUGCCUACUGGAUACUCCUAUAAUCAAGACGGAAAGCCCAGGCAGGCGACUGAGUUCGGUCUCCCAUGCCCUCAGCCUAAAUACACCAACCUUCACGUCUCUGAAGUUGCCGAGUCUGAUGAAGACGCCGAACAAAUCGAUCCGUACGACGAGGAUUGUCUGAAGAUGAACAUUUGGAUGCCUGCCGCCCCUCCUCCUCCUGAAGGCUAUUCGGUCUAUGUGUAUCUGCAUGGCGGCUGGUUGCAGAUCGGAGACCCUAGUAUUGAUCCUAAUCUUGACCCUACCGAGCUCAUCUCAUCUGGCGGCCUGAAUUGCAUUUUUAUCUCUACAGGCUAUCGUGUCAGUGCUCUAGGUUUCCUCGCUUCUCGUGAACUCCAAGAAGAGUCCGAGGACGGAUCAGUGGGCAACUAUGGCCUCUGGGACCAGCGUGUAGCCCUCGAGUGGGUCCACGAGCAUGUGUCCUCUCUCGGAGGAAACCCAUCUCGAGUUGUUUUAGGCGGAAGAUCUGCGGGAGCAUACUCUACCCACGCUCAGGCUGUCCACGAGCUCCUCGUUGCAAAGCCUACUGAGGGCGGUUUGUUCCAGCGCAUGAUUCUAAUCUCGAAUGCUAUCCCAGUCCUUCCCAAGACAAUCGAGGAGACGCAAUCUCAAUUCGACUCCCUUCUCACCGCCCUCGACAUCCCCCUGUCCCUUUCGUCUGCUGAGAAACUUGCUCGGCUGCGACAAGUUCCAGCAAAAGUCCUCAACACGAAACUCAUGACCAUCGAGCAGUUCACUUUCCGAACCGUUCAGGAUGGGCAUUUCUUCCCUACAAGCCAGACGUGGCUAUUCGAUGGCAAGUUCGCGAAUGAGUUUAAGAGACGAGACAUGGCAAUGAUCAUCGGAGAAGUCAAAGACGAGGAAACGCUAUACAGGUCUGAGUUUGACGUCAGUGACGAGUCCAAGCUGUUCAUCGCCGUCAACCAAUACUAUGCGCAGAGUAUCUGCCGACAGAUGAUUGACCUCUACCUUCAUCAAAAGAUCAAAGAGCCGUUCCAGCAUCCCGAUCCCGAUCCUACGGUUGACAACCUCGUCAAGGUCCUUGGCGACAUCAUCAGUGACGGCCAAGUCAGAGCUCCAAGCAGAUCCCUGACCCGUCAGCUGCGCGAUGCUGGGGUGCCUCUCAAGAGUGUUAAUCGAUACAUAAUUUCUUGGGUACCAGAACUUGUCAUGAAAUACGCGCCCAAGGCUUUCGGUGUGACUCAUGCAAUGGAUCGUCCCAUCCACAAUUUCUCCAUCUUCCAUGGCCCGAAGCCGGAAGAAGAGAAAGUCAUGCGUGAAUGGAUCCAAGAUUGGGCGGACUUUGUUAAUUGGAGACCCUUCGACUACGGCACCAGAGAAUGGACACAAGUCAAAGUCAUGAGCCCCAAAGACGGGGGAAGUAUUCAGAUUGAAGAGGACACGAAAUGGGAGUAUCUUGAGAAGGUUUCGCAAGUGAUCGAGGGACGUUGAAAAGGGGAGCCCGCCAAGUCAUCUAUAGAAUAUAUGCACGUACAACAUUGAACAGA
Cryptococcus amylolentus CBS 6039 is the source of this 1754-nucleotide messenger RNA. RefSeq lists its product as hypothetical. The record is from RefSeq and is a predicted model, not a curated record. NCBI's taxonomy places the organism in Eukaryota, Fungi, Basidiomycota, Tremellomycetes, Tremellales, Cryptococcaceae. Bases 40 to 1698 code for a protein of 552 amino acids. The transcript is spliced from 16 exons.